AUGAAAUGGCACCAGGUAUCGGUGGUAUGGCACAAGGAUAGUGGACUGGAUCUCAUCCUUAACAGUAUACGUCACAACACUUUAGAUGUCUAUUCAGGGAAGUCACUCAGCCUAAAUGUGUGGGUUGUGCUCGGUGCCAUGUUAGAUACGACCACCUCCCAGCCGAUAGAAGAUAAGGGUUUUUAUGGAUGUCUGAGUCAGGUCAACCUGUAUAACAGGAAUCUAAGCUUCCUCAAUGAAGGUCCACGCAUCAUAACCAGCCCACAGAUUUACUUCAGCAAUGUUGUCCUGGCAUGGAAUGAGUAUAUCCUGUACCGAGGUGUGAACACUGUGGCACCAUCCUUCGCUGCACGUGGUGCAUGCACUGGCAAUGUUCUCUGUAUGACUGGCCAAGACAAAACACCACCUAUACCACAGAACUGUCCUGGUGAUAUAAUUGUACACAGCAACCCCAAGCCUGCGGCAGUUUCCUGGCCGGAGCCGAGCUUUAUAGGAUCAGCAGCGACAGGAGGAAUAAAAUCUAAUUAUAGAAAUGGAGAGACCUUCCUGUGGGGGAAGUACACUGUAACGUACGAGGCCCGGGACGAAGCAGACAACGCUGCAUUCUGUACUUUUGAUAUUUAUGUCCAAUAUGAUAGCUGCUCGCAGCCACGGAAUCCAAUAAAUGGAAAUCAGAUUUGUGAGAAUAUGUACAGCCCAUACCAUGGCUGUACCAUUGGGUGUAUUGACGUCAUCACACAUACAAUAGACAUAAACACACCCAACCUCUACACUUGUGGUCCACUGGGUAGUUGGUACCCAGCCGACCGCUACCAGCAGCUUGUUUACCCCUCCUGUGGAGAAAUUGUUGAAGAUGCCAAGAAAAGUUUAAACAUCAUUUUAACUUACCCUGAUAUGACCACAUCCUACUGUAACGGAAUUAAGAACACACUUGCCCAGAAAACUAGAGAAGCCAUUGAAACUAUCAACAUAGCCUACAGCGGACAUGUAUGUCGCCAAGCUAACUGUGCUGAUGUGGUCAGUACGGUGAGCUGUGGAUCCAAUACCUUUCGUCUACAAGAUACCAGUGCAUCCACUGUCACAAUCAACAUUCCCACUGCAGAAGAAAAAUGGAUAAACACAGAAAAUUCUGAAGUCUUCCUGGCUGCUGAUGUGAUGACGAGCUACAUUUUAGAAUCAAGCCUCUUUGAUUUUACUUCGUUUAUCCCUGGAGGGAGGUUGGACCCAAAUGGAUUUUCACUAAGUGAGGAGAACACAUGUGCUGGGAACUACACCGCCAUCAAUGGCCGAUGUGUAUACCUGACCGUGUUGUUGAUGUUGGUUGGAGAUAAUCUAAAGCGGAUCUGUUUCUAUCUUCAUUUAACAGUUCGCUGUGGCCCUGGAAACUACUUUGAUACGACAACCAGGACCUGUCUUGAAUGUCCAGUAGGCGAGUACCAGAAUGAAUAUGCUCAGCAGUCAUGUAAGCCGUGUCAAGAUGGAACAUCCACUCGGUCAGCGGGGUCAUCCUCACAGACACAAUGUAAAGAAAGUUGUCCAAUGGGAAAAUAUUUUGACACUAAUGCAGAUAAAUGCAUUGAGUGUAGUAUUGGGUUUUACCAGGACAAAACCAGACAGUUCCACUGUCAACCGUGUGCCUCCGGACAAACAACCAGGGAAAAUGGUUCAGUUUCCAUUACAGCUUGUAAAGAUGACUGCCCGUCUGGUAAGGAGCUCCUCCCUACCGGAGGCUGUGUGGAGUGUGCUACAGGGUCAUACAGGACCCAAGGAGUAGAAAUUGCUUGUAAUGCUGGAUAUAAGAGGGUAGGAACAGACAGUUGUAUGGAGUGUCUAAUAGGAACAUACCAGCCAGAAAAGUGGCAGACGACCUGUCUGUCCUGUGGUGGUGCCCGGUACCGUACUGACCAGAAUGGUUCUGUUAGCCAAAGUCAAUUUUUCUGUGAGAGUGGCUAUGAGGUGAAGAACAACACAUGUGAAGCCUGCAGUAAAGGUUUCUACAAGGAUAAUAGCCUGGAUGUGUACGGCACUUGUAGACCAUGCCCAAACAACAAAUUUACACAAAACAAUGCCUCUACCUCCGAGUCGGACUGUACAUUCUAUAAAUGUGGGCCAGGGUACAAGUCUAAUGUGGCAGGCGAUGACUGUGUCAUUUGUCCUAAAGGUUCCUACCAGCCGCUAAGUAACCAGCAGUCGUGUGAACCUUGUCCUACUGACCAGAGUACACGACAGACUGGCUCUACCAGCUCAAGUCAAUGCGAUACAUACUGUGAGGAUGGCAAAGAGAGGGACAGUGACGGCAACUGUGUGGAAUGUCCUAUUGGCUUUUAUAAGGAUAACAGUGUGGAUCUGUUUAUGAAUUGUACAGCAUGUCCUGACCACUACGUCACAGCCAAUCCUAAGUCUGGAAGUAUCAAUCUGUGUACCAUUCGUAACUGUCCUCCUGGGUCAAAGAGGAAUGCUGAUGAUACAACAUGUCUUGGCUGUCCUGUAGGAACUUUCCAGAACUUGCCACACCAGAAGGACUGCCAGGACUGCCCCCACCUGCAGUCCACACGCCGUGAGAACUCCACCGCGCAUACAGACUGCGAGAGUUACUGUCCAAGUGGGAAGGAGAAGCUAUCAGGUGGUACCUGUCAGGACUGUGAUCAAGGUUAUUUCAAGGACAAUGAUGUCAAUAAAUUCUCUAUGUGUACAUUGUGUGGAAACGGCAAUAUCACCCCGGACAAAGCUACGGAGAAGGAAAGUCAAUGUACAGUUGCCAAUUGUACCGCGGGAGAGAAGCGUGAUGUCAACACCAAUACGUGUAAGGCCUGUCCAAAGGGGUAUUACCAGCCUGAUAAAUGGCAGACGUUCUGUGAGCAGUGUCCUCCACUAAAGACAACUGUUGGUACCAUGGCAACAAGUGUCCAACAAUGUAUUUUACAAUGUCCGGCUGGCUAUCAGGAUAUCGGAGGCGUUUGUACAGAGUGUCCGCGAGGUUCCUAUAAAGUUGAAUCGGCUGCCACAACCUGUACCAUGUGUUCCAAUAUGAUGACCACAGAAGGCAAUGGCUCUAUAUCUGCCAGCGACUGUGUGAUCCCUGGCUGUGUUCCUGGCUACUAUUUGAACCGGACUGUGUUCCCGAUGGGCUGUAGGCAGUGUGGAUACGACACAUACCAAGAUGAGAAGUGGCAAGAGACAUGCAAGCCUUGUUCUGCUGGCAAAGUCACUCUUGAUAUUAGCUCCACCAUGGCUUCCCACUGUGUCUUGGACUGUUCCUCAGGAUCAGAAUACAACGUCACGUCAACGUCCUGUGUUCCAUGUAUACGUGGCUACUACAGAAACAGCUCUGAUCGCGCCCAAACCAUGUGUCAAAUGUGUCCCACAGGCUACAUCACCGAGUCGACUGGUGCCACCUCUAAAGCCAUGUGUAACAUAUUAUCUAACCUUAGUUAUGAGUACCACGCCAACCAAGACAUGUGUAACAUAUUGGGUUGUACAGAGCACGGUACAUACAGUGAUACAGCCACAGCAACCUGUAAGGAUUGUCCGAUUGGGACGUACUCCAAUGAGAAGUGGAGGACUUCCUGUAUCUCCUGCCAGACUGGAUACACAACACAGUUCACCAAAUCUAAUAACUCAUUUGCUUGUCAAAGAGACUGUGAUGCUGGGACACGUCUAGUUGGUGACAGCUGUUUAGCUUGUCGUACGGGAAGCUAUCGUAACAAGACCGCGUCCUGGACCUGUACAUCCUGUCCUGAUGGCUUUACCACCCUUUCUACCGGGGCCACCAGUAUUUUCCAAUGUACAGCCUCGCCUUGUACCGCUGGCUUCAAGUUUGUACCUGGUAAUGGCGGUACCUGUGUCAGUUGUCCUCCCAAUACAUACCAACCAACUGCUGGCCAGUUCUCCUGUAUCACCUGUCCAAAUGGUGACUACACAGUCAGUUCCGGCAGUACCGGAAUCGGCCAGUGCUUAAGUCACUGUAGCACCGGACAGAACAACUGUUCCUCAAACGCUGUAUGUAGUGAGGAUGCCUCACAGGGGUUCACGUGCUCAUGUAUAGCAGACUACGCUGGAGAUGGAUUUAGUUGUGUCCAUCAGUGUGACUCUGGGUACUGUGUAACAGGUGUUUGUAGCCGCACCCCACUCUCCUGUUCCUGUCCUGAUCUCUACACAGGGACCAGGUGUGAGGUCCGUCAAGAUGCUAGCAAAAGUGCCUCUCCCAAUGAAGCAAUCAUCAUUGGAUCUAGUAUUGGUGGUGCGGCUUUACUCAUGACUGUAAUCAUCAUUGCUGUCUGCUGCUGUGUCUACGCCAGGACGACGAGGCCAGCGGAGAAAUACGUAUCUGUAGAAGACUAUCAGCUACAGCCUCGUGUUCAAGCCAAUCCGUUAUACUCAAAGCCAGCAUUGAUGCCUCCUCCCUCCGUUCAUGAGUCUUUCUAUGACAACAGAUCUUUUAUUGGGGAAGCCCAGAAUCCAGAGCUCGCUUUGGAUUUCCAAAACGGACCAUCCGACCCUGCCUUUUACACUGCGUGAGAGAAACCGUAACCCAAGACACACGUGAGGGGGAAUUAGCCAAAGACACACACAAGAAACUUCCUUUGGUACCAACACAAAGCUGCCGAAGCAUGCAUCAUGUCAAUGGCAAAUAUUAGGUCUAUACAAAAUUGUGAUGUUGUUCAGUCUCCUGUUGAAAUAUCAUAUUGGUAAGGAUUUAAAUGUUAAAACUACAUCAUGUUUAUCUAAACGUGUUUUUAUCAUGCACAUUCCAUCGGUGUGUUCGGAUGUCUUCAGAAAGAUAUCAUAAAUCUGACACUUUCUUCUGUGGGAUGAAUGACCUUUUUGGCAUGUAGGUCACCCAAGGUCAGUGUGCCGCUAACAAUAAUUUGUCUGGAGUAAUCAUUUGUACAUCCUCUAUAGGAACACAUUGUGGGCUGACCCCGAGGAAAGUAGCACUUAAGGGCAUAGUCUGGGCAAAGGUCAAGAUUACUUAAAUUCCAUUGAUAUGUAAACAACAUAUGAUUUUCAGGGAUUAUUUUGGGAUUUUACAUUCUAUAAGUUUAUGUCUCGUUAGGGAGGCUGAAUGAUGGGAUCGAAUUUACGAGAUUCCCUGCUUGCGGUUCUUAGAUAUUCAAUAAUUUCAUAGCAUACAUACUUUCAUCGAUUCAAAUAAAAAAACGUAAGCUAUAAAUUGUGCGAUAAUGCGCAUUGGGAUGGGGAAAGCCUCUUUGCGUUUGACAAUUUCAUAACGCUGACAAUUCUCCAUCUAUCCCAGUGACUGAGAUUGACAAUCGUAAGACAUUUUAGUAACUGUAAGACAUAUUGACAGCCCGCCACAAACCGCCCGGUGUCUUAGUCGCGAUCUGAUAAUGACAUACCAAUAUUGAUACGACUAAACAUUCAUACACAUCGCUUUAUUGUGCCUUCUCAAGAUGCUCGUUCAACUUUUAAAUUUAUGAAUGAGCGAAUCACAAUUUAUUUUAUGUUGGAUGAGUGUUGAUUGCAUUUUGGGGCCAAUAGUUUUUUUUUAAAUUUAAGAUAUAUACGCCAAUUUUGUGCUUUAACCGUAGCUUAAACCCGUGUGAUGUAUGUACAUAUUAGCUUAUGAAUAAAAGUUAUUCAUUAUAUCAGAAAAAAUAUCUAUACUCGGAUACAUAUGUUUGUAGUAAUUGUUAUUCAAAUAUAUUAUUAGAAUGUCUAUCAUAUAUUCUAUAAGAAUAUUUUAGUGCAUUUUAAAUUAUUGAAUUCAUUGUAAACAUUAUUAUAAUAUUACAUAAUGUAUGUGGGAGGGACCUAUAAAUAUAUACGACAACGUUAAACAGGUGCUACCAAAGGUUUCGUAUUCAACCACAUUGUACUCAAGGAAUCACUGGAGAUACUUAAGUUAAAUUUCAGAAGACAUGGGCGAAAAUUGUCUUUUACUGCAGAUAUUUAGAUACAAACCUUGGCUGUGCUGUUGUACCAUUGUCUAGCCUUGUUUGAGGUUAAAAUAAAAGUCAUUUACAGGAUACUAUUUCAUGGUCGAAGGUGUAAACCCUUGAUAGGGUUGUGUGAGAUUUUUAGUUGGGUGACUCAGAAUACCUUUAUUGGGGAUUGUGUAUAAUAUGUAUGACCAGUCUAUCGGGGUUGUAUAGAUAAAUACCGGGUAGAGCUUUACCAAGAGAGCUUGGUCUGGACAAGUGUAGUUAAACAACCUUACUGAACAUCUGUGAUUCUGUGAAACAGAAGCUGUGUUUGGUGCCUACAAUGUAUGCUCAGAUUGAACUUGGUAUCUGGCAUGUCUGAUGCUCGUAAAGCAAAGAUUACCCCCCUUAGAUCCCAAUAUAUCGAUUGUUUUUUCAAUUAAUACAAUAUAUAUACAGAAUAUUCAUAUCGUUCAUAUCUAACCAUCUAUACAUUAAUUUUGAAUCUCACGAAUCUCAUUAUUCUUGAAAACAAAAAGGUUACGACGCGAACAUGAACGCCUGAAUGUUAAAUAACAAGUACAGUUGUCGUCAUCAUUGUAAUACAGAACCAAUGUUAAAUAACAAGUACAGUUGUCGUCAUCAUUAUAAUACAGAACCAAUGUUAAAUAACAAGUACAGUUGUCGUCAUCAUUGUAAUACAGAACCAAUGUUAAAUAACAAGUACAGUUGUCGUCAUCAUUGUAAAACAGAACCAAUGUUAAAUAACAAGUACAGUUGUCGUCAUCAUUAUAAUACAGAACCAAUGUUAAAUAACAAGUACAGUUGUCGUCAUCAUUGUAAUACAGAACCAAUGUUAAAUAACAAGUACAGUUGUCGUCAUCAUUGUAAUACAGAACCAAUGUUAAAUAACAAGUACAGUCAUCAUUAUAAUACAGAACCAAUGUUAAAUAACAAGUACAGUUGUCGUCAUCAUUAUAAUACAGAACCAAUGUUAAAUAACAAAUACAGUUGUCGUCAUCAUUAUAAUACAGAACCAAUGUUAAAUAACAAAUACAGUUGUCGUCAUCAUUGUAAUACAGAACCAAUGUUAAAUAACAAGUACAGUUGUCGUCAUCAUUGUAAUACAGAACCAAUGUUAAAUAACAAGUACAGUCAGCAUUGUAAUACAGAACCAAUGUUAAAUAACAAGUACAGUUGUCGUCAUCAUUAUAAUACAGAACCAAUGUUAAAUAACAAGUACAGUUGUCGUCAUCAUUAUAAUACAGAACCAAUGUUAAAUAACAAGUACAGUCAGCAUUAUAAUACAGAACCAAUGUUAAAUAACAAGUACAGUUGUCGUCAUCAUUAUAAUACAGAACCAAUGUUAAAUAACAAAUACAGUUGUCGUCAUCAUUAUAAUACAGAACCAAUGUUAAAUAACAAAUACAGUUGUCGUCAUCAUUGUAAUACAGAACCAAUGUUAAAUAACAAGUACAGUUGUCGUCAUCAUUGUAAUACAGAACCAAUGUUAAAUAACAAGUACAGUCAGCAUUGUAAUACAGAACCAAUGUUAAAUAACAAGUACAGUUGUCGUCAUCAUUAUAAUACAGAACCAAUGUUAAAUAACAAGUACAGUUGUCGUCAUCAUUAUAAUACAGAACCAAUGUUAAAUAACAAGUACAGUCAGCAUUAUAAUACAGAACCAAUGUUAAAUAACAAGUACAGUUGUCGUCAUCAUUAUAAUACAGAACCAAUGUUAAAUAACAAGUACAGUUGUCGUCAUCAUUAUAAUA
Messenger RNA from Pecten maximus, 7660 nucleotides. Its product is annotated as proprotein convertase subtilisin/kexin type 5-like. The transcript has 30 exons. The record is from RefSeq and is a predicted model, not a curated record. Bases 1 to 4518 code for a protein of 1505 amino acids. NCBI's taxonomy places the organism in Eukaryota, Metazoa, Mollusca, Bivalvia, Pectinida, Pectinidae.